Labeo rohita (rohu) is the source of this 1178-nucleotide messenger RNA. RefSeq lists its product as uncharacterized. Lineage: Eukaryota; Metazoa; Chordata; Actinopteri; Cypriniformes; Cyprinidae. The transcript has a single exon. The coding region runs from base 1 to 1011 and encodes 336 amino acids. The record is from RefSeq and is a predicted model, not a curated record.
AUGGUAGUUGCUCUUUCAUUAGUCCCGUCCAUUAUAUCAGUUAAUCUGAGAGCAGCUAGCAUCCCAGUGCCUUCAGCACCGACAGUUAAUGAGACGGGCUCCCUAUCUACUGUGCUUCCAGUUAUGGGAGUAGCUAUCUGGUGUGUUUGGGCUGCUUACUGUCCCCCAGCUUCUACAGAAUCCAUUCCUGUGCCAAGUCCAGCCUCGGGAUCCGUUCCUGAACCAAGUCUACUCUGUGAGUCUACCGCAGUUCCAGUCUGUGAGCCCACUCCAGAUCCAUUUCCUGUCCGUGAGUCCACUCCUGAGUCCGCUCCAGUCCAUGAGUCUGCUCUAGAUCUUGUUCCAGCUCCUUCCAAGAUGGCAGUUCCUGCUGGAAAACCUCCCAAGUUGUCAUCUACUCCACUGUGGGAAUCUCCAGUACCGUCUGCUCUGCCUUGGCGGUCUCCUGCUUUGUCUGCUCCGCCCUGGAGGUCUCCUGCUCCGUCUACUCUGCCCUGGAGGUCUCCUGCUCCGUCUGCUCCACUCUGGAGGGUUCCUGCUCCGUCUGCUACGCCCUGGAGGUCUCCUGCUCCGUCUGCUCCAUCCUGGAGGUCUCCUGCUCCAUCUGCUCCGCCCUGGAGGGUUCCUGCUCCGUCUGCUACGCCCUGGAGGUCUCCUGCUCCGUCUGCUCCACCCUGGAGGUUGCCUGCUCCGUCUGCUCCACCCUGGAGGGUUCCUGCUCCGUCUGCUCUGCCCUGGCUCUCUGCUGUGCCGGUUCUGCCUCAGUCUCCAAGUCCUCUAUCCCCACAUGGACCCGGCCCUCCAUGCCUCGCCUUGCCCCUCUCCACCACUCUCUUGGAAUGUUUUGUGUUUGGAGCGUCUGGAAGCCGCUCUUUGAGUGGGGGCUAUGUCACAAUUCCGGUCUGUGUUUUCUGUGUUCAAGGACUAUUAGUUUGUAGUUUUGUGUCUUUUACUGUUGCCUUGCUUCCCUGCUGCUCUGCUCUCUUGGUUGUUGUCAUGGACACUUUUUGAACUUCACCCAUUUCUUUGUUACUUGCCCUGGUUACUGAUUAGUUCAUUGUCUCUGCUCUCUGCUUAAAUAGUCCUUGUGCUUCCCCUGUGUUUGUGAGUUGUUGAAUGUCUGUGAUGGUUGUUCUCUGUCCUUGUCUGAGUUCCUCGUACCCAUGUUGGAUUAUUUG